Molecule: messenger RNA, 1094 nt
Organism: Eremomyces bilateralis CBS 781.70
Lineage: Eukaryota; Fungi; Ascomycota; Dothideomycetes; Eremomycetales; Eremomycetaceae
Exons: 1
Coding region: 246-794 (182 amino acids)
Source: RefSeq, a predicted model, not a curated record
GGCGGACGAGUUUCUGAACCACAACAUGACCCCGCGAUUCCUUAUCGAUACGCACGUUUCUCCCUUGCAUCAUUCCGUUUCACGCAUCAGUAUUUGAUAUUUCUCCCCCAGUGCGAACCCCCUUUUCAACUUCCUGCUCCCAUCCCACGAUACCGGAAUAUCUCAUACUAGCAGCGCCCACGGAAUCCAGAUUCCAGCGUCCCACAAUCUAGUCUAGCAUCGUAGAUUCCACUCCGUAACCGGACAUGACGCCAGGAAUGCCGUGCUCCCCACCCCCCCAAAUACCUGCGUGUAAUCUGCAUUUCUCUACGCCGGAUUGGUGGGAUAUCGGCUCCGUACAACUAAAUCUUUCCCAGGAUUCGCGGAUGCGUUGGCGCAACCGAGCGAUUGGUCGAUCGCAACCUGGAACCCCGCGGGUUAUCGUGACACGCUCCUCUCAUCGUCGAUCAAGCAAUAGCCUCCUCCGUACGGAACCCUGUAUGUACCGUCCUCGCUUCAUCCUUUGUUCUCUCCAGCAGAAACUCCGUCUGUUCUAUUCCUAUCCUCCUCCCUUUCCAACUGAGCAACUAAACAAACCCACCGCCCGUCGCCUCCGCUCCCUCCUACACCAUGUUCCCACCCUCUAUCUACAUCAUCCGGAUUCUACUUCCUGUCCCGACACCACGGCCGCGCGACGGGACACCGCGUCCAGCGGGCCCGGAUCGCGAACGAGAGAGCAAGCAGGUGGAGGUGGUAGGCCGGAGAGCAAUUCGGAUAGGGCCGGAGUCCGGUUGGUGGGCGAUGAUUGGGGGUAAUGAACGGGAGCAAACGAAGUGUAAUCUGAAUUGAUGUAUGCGGAGCAGUUCGUACCUCUUAGGUGGAUAUGUACGGGCAGCGACUGGAUUCUGGAAUGGCGGAUGUGAUGAGGCUCCUUGGUACAUCUCCGUGGCGAGUUUGGACUUUGGACUUUGGAUAUAUUCCCUAUGGUCAUCGAUGACAUCGAUCGACCCCCUGGAUACCUCCCUCCCCACCCUGAAGCGCAGUAGCCAUACCAGAUCGCAGCCCCUCGAUCUCCAGCCCUAGCAUCGUCCAUCCCAACUCCAUUCCCAACUCUC